Molecule: messenger RNA, 1401 nt
Organism: Penicillium coprophilum
Lineage: Eukaryota; Fungi; Ascomycota; Eurotiomycetes; Eurotiales; Aspergillaceae
Product: Major facilitator superfamily domain general substrate transporter
Exons: 1
Coding region: 1-1401 (466 amino acids)
Biological process (GO): transmembrane transport
Molecular function (GO): transmembrane transporter activity
Source: RefSeq, a predicted model, not a curated record
AUGGCCCCUCCCGUUGAGUCAGAAGUUACUUUUGAGACUGAUGUCCACGAUGUCUCUCCAACUGUUCGGUCUCGGCCGUCUUGGUAUCGCUCUAUUCCAUUCCAAAUUGCUGUUGCUAGCGGUGUGUCGUUCACUGCUCCUGGAAUGUGGGAUGCAUUGAACAACCUGGGAGCUGGUGGUGCAGCUGAGCCCUACGCUGUCUCCGCAGCGAACGCGCUGGUCUAUGGAUUAUUUGCAGUUGUUUGUAUCGCCGCUGGUGCAAUCAACAACCGUAUCGGUCUUCGAUACGGUCUGAUUCUCGGUGCGGUCGGUUACCCGAUCUAUGGUGCCGGCCUGUACACAAACAACUACCACCCUACGACAUGGUUUCUGCUCUUCGGCUCCGCGCUGUGCGGUAUCUCAGCUGGAUUUUUCUGGGCUGCCGAGGCUGCUAUUAUCAUCGGUUACCCUAGUCCCAAGGAGCGCGCUUUCUACAUUGCUGUCUGGCAGACCGCCAAAUCUUCCGGUCCGAUCAUCGGUGGUGCCAUCAGUCUGGGACUGAAUGCAUCGACUUCCCAAAAGGGAACAGUCAGCGCUGCGACUUACAUCGUCUUCAUUAUCAUCAUGUGCCUUGGCUUACCGAUUGCGCUCCUACUCAGUCCUGCCGAGAAGGUGCAGCGCAAGGACCAUUCUGUCGUGGUUGUGGACAAGAAGGAGACUUGGGCCAAGGAAUUCAAGGCUGCCUUUUCUCUGAUCCUCACUCGCCGUGUCCUCCUCCUCCUUCCAGCAUUCUUCAUCAGCUACUUCUACAACGGCUUCCAGAGCACAUGGCUGACCACCUAUUUCACCGUCCGGUCUCGCGCAUUCUCCUCGUUCCUCACCAACUUUGCCGGCAUCGCGUCGUCGUUCAUCAUGGCGGCUUUGCUUGAUCGUCAAUCGAUCUUUAUCAAGACCCGUGCCAGAAUCGCUUUCUGUUCCGUCGUUGCCCUAAUCAUCGGCACGUGGAUCUGGGCUACGAUCCUGCAGAAGCAGUUCUACGACGCACCCGAGCCCCCAGUAUUCGAUUGGUUCACAACCGGCUUCAACAAGGCGUACGCGCUAGUCUUCUUCUGGACCUUCAGCGGUCAAGCCUUCCAGCAAUUCCUUUACUGGCUGGUUGGCCAGUACAGCACCGACCUCUCAUCGUUGUCCUACCAUUGUGGAAUCCUGCGCGGAUUCGAGGCUCUGGGACAAACCGUCGCAUGGGCCAUGCAAACAGAAGGUGGUGCCAACCACUUCGUCAGCAUCGGUCUCAACUUUGGAAUCACGAUUCUUGCCUUCUUCCCCACGUGGAUUGUUCUAUCUGAGUUGGAACACAGCCACGAGGUGCAGGUCACCGCGGAGGACGUCGCGCCCAAGACAGUAGGCGAAUCAACAGCCUAA